AAGUGCCACCGCGCCACCAGCACCGCCGCUGGCUCCCUGAUGCUGCUGUCUGCAGAGGGGUGCGGAGACGCGCGGCAGAGCCAGGCCAUCUUCCAGACUGGCAGUGGCGUCGGCGGCCUCAAGCCCAGCCAGAGCAUCACAGUGUCGGGGAGCACCAUGGGCCUGUCCCCGCGUCCUGCCAUCCAGACCCGCAAGAGCUGCUCCCCGCGCGCCACCACCAAGCUGCCCCUGCUGGCCAAGAAUGGCAGUGCACGUGACGGGGAGAACUCCAUCAAGAAGCUGUGCAUCCUGACCGCCAUCAAGCCCGCCAACGUGGAGAAGGAGAAGCUCAAGUUCUUCAAGUCCAACUACAGCUACAACCCACAGUUUGAGUACAGCAACCCCGUGUCCUCUCAGGUGAUCGCCAAACACAACAACGCCUCUGACCGCUUCCUCACACAGGCGGUGCGGAUCAUGGAGCUGGCCUUGCUGAAGUACGGCAACUACGAGAAGUUUGAGCAGGCCACAGGGGGCAGUCUACUGACCAAGAGCCGCAUCUGGUACCAGGUCAAGAAGUACAUGGAGAAGGAGGGAUGUCUUGGGGAGAUCGUGGUGCACCUGACAGAUGACCUGCUCUCCAGGGCGUCCAUGACAGUGGUCAACAGCAGACCCACCCUGACCAUCAACAUGUCCACCGCACGAGAACACUGGCUGGAGGGCAUGCUACGGCAUGAGAUAGGCACACACUACUUCCGGGGCAUCAACAACAGCCAGCAGCCGUGGGGCAGCAGCAGUGGCCGCAAGAAGCACAACCUACGACCUCUGAACCCUACGGAGGAGGGCCUGGCCAGCAUACACAGUGUGCUGUUCCGGAAAGAUCCGACGCUGUGGCGUGCUGCGCUGCUCUACUACACUGUCCACCAGGCCAGCCGCAUGUCCUUCGCCCAGCUCUUCCAGGACCUUGGCCGCUUCGUGCAGGACCCCAACACGCGCUGGGACUACUGCGUGCGCGCCAAGAGGGGGCAGACAGACACUUCACAGCCAGGAUGCUUCAGUAAGGACCAGGUGUACCUGGACGGCAUCCUGAAGAUCCUCAGGCAUCGGGAGAAAAUUGACUUUCCUCUGCUGAUGGCACUGGGCAAGGUGUCGUUCGAGGACGUGGAGAGGUUGCGAGGUCAGGCGGUGAUGGAGCACGUGCGGAUCCCCCACUUCCUGCAGGACCAGGCGCGCUACAGCGAGCAGCUCCUCAAGAUCAUGGAGGUCAACCAGCUGACCGACGAUGAGCUCCGCUGCCUCAUCUGAGCGCGCUCACCAACGGCCCACGCUGCAGCCCACACCAGGGACGGAUCUGGACUGGACCAAAUCACCCCCACACACACACACACACA
This is a messenger RNA of Alosa alosa (allis shad), 1367 nucleotides long. It is a transcript of the gene matcap2, whose product is annotated as KIAA0895 ortholog. NCBI's taxonomy places the organism in Eukaryota, Metazoa, Chordata, Actinopteri, Clupeiformes, Clupeidae. The record is from RefSeq and is a predicted model, not a curated record.